Messenger RNA from Penicillium brasilianum, 1740 nucleotides. The record is from the annotation of a GenBank genome assembly. NCBI's taxonomy places the organism in Eukaryota, Fungi, Ascomycota, Eurotiomycetes, Eurotiales, Aspergillaceae.
AUGGCUCAGAAAAUCACCUCCCCCGUCCCGGCCAGCGACGAAUACUAUGACCUUGGCUCGUUUGGACACACCAUCACUACCACCAGCGCCGAUGCCCAGACAUGGUUCAAUCGGGGUCUGAUAUGGGUGUACUCGUUCAAUCAUGUUGAAGGCUCCUACUGCUUUGAACAAGCCAUCGCGCAUGACCCUGCAUGUGCGAUGGCGUACUGGGGUCUCGCCUACUCGGUUGGCCCAAAUUAUAACAAGCCGUGGGAGAAGUUUGAUCUCGGCGACCUCCACACCUCCGUGCAGCGCGGCCACGAGGCAGCUCGAUCUGCGAGGAAGCACGCCGUCAACACAACCCUCAUGGAAAAAGCUCUAAUUGACGCUAUCCAAUUCCGUUUCCCAACCGAUCAGCCUGCCAAGGACUACCAGGCUCUCAACAAGAGUUAUGCCGAGGCUAUGAAGCCCGUAUACGAGGCUUUCAAGGACGACCUAGAUGUGGCUACCCUGUAUGCUGAUUCGUUGAUGAAUAUGACCCCAUGGGCGCUUUGGGAUCUAUUUACUGGCAAGCCCAACUCAAAAGCCCCAACUUUGGAGGUCAAAGCCGUGCUAGAACGGGCACUUGCGCAGGAGUCGGAUGGUGCUCACCUCAAUCCUGGAUUGCUUCACCUAUACAUCCAUUUCAUCGAAAUGUCACCUACCCCUGAGCUGGGCAUCAACGCUGCCGAUCACCUGCGUGAUCUCGUCCCUGAUGCCGGUCAUGUUCAGCACAUGCCAACGCAUUUGGACAUUUUGAUUGGCGACUGGCGCCGCUCAAUCUCUUCGAACUACAAGUCGACACUCGCAGAUGAUAAAUACUUCCGGAGGUCAGGUGCCAAGAAUUUCUAUACUUUCUACCGGUUACACGACUAUCACUCCUUGGUCUACGCUGCUAUGUUUGCUGGUAAAAAGAAGACUGCUCUGGACGCCGUCACUCGCAUGGAGUUAACAGUCCCCGAUGAAGUUCUUCGUAUCCAGUCCCCGCCUAUGGCUGACUGGUUGGAACAAUUCAUGUCUAUCCGUUUACACGUGAUGGUGCGCUUUGGCAUGUGGGAAGAGCUCAAAUGCAUGGGGCUUCCCCAUGAUCUAACCCUAUUCGCCGGUACCACUGCUGUCACUCACUAUGCUCGUGGCAUUGCGUUCGCAGCCACAGGAGACGUGGCUACGGCGCGAGAGGAACAGGAGCUUUUUAAUGCAGCGUGGGCUCGAGUCCCCGAGACGCGUCGCGCCUAUAAUGGUAAGAUGGUUGACGUCCUCAAGGUGGCCUCGGCCAUGCUGCAAGGUGAAAUUGAAUACCGCUGCGCCAAAUACGAUAAGGCAUUCUCGUUCCUCCGAGAAGCGAUUGAGCUUGAAGACAAAUUGCCAUACAGUGAGCCUUGGUCAUGGAUGCAGCCUGUCCGCCACGCAUAUGCCGCCUUGCUUAUGGAACAGGGCCAUCUUGAACAAGCCGCUCAGAUAUAUCGAGCAGACCUUGGUCUUGACCAUUCUAUCAUUCGCCCGCGUCGACACCCUAACAAUGUCUGGUCGCUACAAGGAUACCACGAGUGUCUGGUUCGGCUAGGUCGGCCCGAAGAAGCGGCUGUCAUCGAGCAGCCUUUGAAGUUGGCCCUAGCUGUAGCAGAUGUUCCAGUGACUUCAUCCUGCUUCUGUCGCUUGGACACUUCACAGGCACCACAGGUCCUCAAUGGGUGCUCUUCCAACGAAGGAAAGUGCUGCUGA